Sardina pilchardus (European sardine) is the source of this 3525-nucleotide messenger RNA. It is a transcript of the gene impdh1b, whose product is annotated as IMP (inosine 5'-monophosphate) dehydrogenase 1b. The record is from RefSeq and is a predicted model, not a curated record. Gene Ontology annotation, biological process: GTP biosynthetic process. Bases 117 to 1736 code for a protein of 539 amino acids. Gene Ontology annotation, cellular component: cytoplasm. Gene Ontology annotation, molecular function: IMP dehydrogenase activity. The transcript has 16 exons. Lineage: Eukaryota; Metazoa; Chordata; Actinopteri; Clupeiformes; Clupeidae.
GGAGGAUGUGACGCGGCGUCAUAAACUGUCUUCUUAACGCUGAAACACUGUAGCCAGAGAGAGAACCCAACUUGUGUGGGACCGUCAAACUUCAUUAACAGCAGUAAGACAAAAGCAUGGCUGAUUACUUGAUCAGUGGAGGCACAGGUUAUGUCCCUGAGGAUGGACUGUCGGCACAGCAGCUCUUCUCUGUUGGUGAUGGACUCACCUACAAAUCAGAUCAGCAGUCUGUCGCAGACGGACUCAAGGCGGAAGAGCUAUGCUCUAGUGGGGACGGUAUUACUUACAACGACUUUCUGAUUCUGCCUGGAUUUAUAGACUUCAGUGCCGAUGAUGUGGAUCUCACAUCUGCUUUAACCAGAAAGAUCACACUGAAGACGCCCCUGGUUUCAUCACCAAUGGACACCGUUACUGAGUCUUCAAUGGCCAUAGCUAUGGCGCUGAUGGGGGGCAUUGGCCUUAUCCAUCACAACUGCACUCCAGAAUUUCAAGCAAAUGAGGUUCGCAAAGUGAAGAGGUUUGAGCAAGGUUUCAUCACAGACCCAGUGGUGAUGAGCCCACACCACACGGUGGGUGAUGUGUUUGAGGCCAAGGUACGCCAUGGCUUCUCAGGCAUCCCCGUCACAGAGACGGGCAAGAUGGGCGGCAUAUUGGUGGGCAUCGUCACAUCACGAGACAUUGACUUCCUGUUGGAGAAGGACCAUGGCAGGCCCUUAUCUGAGGUAAUGACUAAAAGAGAAGAACUUGUUGUUGCUCCAGCUGGUGUCACUUUGAAAGAAGCAAACGACAUACUUCAGCGCAGCAAGAAAGGCAAGCUUCCCAUUGUGAAUGACAAAGAUGAGCUGGUGGCCAUCAUAGCGCGCACUGACCUGAAGAAGAACAGGGACUACCCUCUGGCCUCCAAAGACUCCCGCAAGCAGCUGCUCUGUGGUGCUGCCAUCGGAACCCGCGAAGACGACAAGUACCGCCUAGACUUGCUCACGCAGGCCGGCGUGGACGUGGUCGUACUGGAUUCUUCCCAGGGCAACUCUGUGUACCAGAUAAACAUGAUCCACUACAUUAAGCAGAAGCAUCCAGAAGUGCAGGUGGUCGGGGGGAAUGUGGUGACUGCUGCGCAGGCUAAGAACCUGAUUGACGCUGGUGUGGAUGCCUUGCGAGUGGGUAUGGGCUGUGGUUCCAUCUGCAUCACCCAGGAAGUAAUGGCGUGUGGCCGGCCACAGGGCACCUCGGUGUACAAAGUGGCUGAGUAUGCCAGGCGUUUUGGUGUGCCCAUCAUUGCAGACGGUGGCAUUCAGACUGUGGGCCAUAUAGUGAAGGCUCUCUCUCUUGGCGCAUCAACAGUGAUGAUGGGCUCUUUGCUGGCUGCCACGACUGAAGCCCCCGGCGAGUACUUUUUCUCAGACGGUGUGAGACUCAAGAAGUACAGGGGGAUGGGCUCUUUGGACGCCAUGGAGAAGAGCACAAGCAGUCAGAAGCGCUAUUUCAGUGAGGGAGACAACGUUAAAGUGGCCCAGGGCGUAUCGGGCUGUGUUCAGGAUAAAGGCUCCAUCCACAAAUUUAUUCCUUAUCUUAUUGCGGGCAUUCAGCACGGCUGCCAAGAUAUUGGAGCCAAAAGCCUGUCUGUACUACGCUCCAUGAUGUACUCCGGAGAGCUCAAGUUUGAGAAGAGGACGAUGUCCGCCCAGGUGGAGGGAGGAGUGCACGGCCUCCACUCUUACGAAAAACGACUGUUCUGAGACUGAACCCAAGAGACGUGUGAGGGAGGCGCCUGAUGUCCCUUCUGCAGCAGCGACCAAACGCAAACGAUGUAUCUGACCAAACCUCAUCUGAUCCAUACAGCCCUCUCCACACACCUCCCUGCUCCUCCCAAUGGCCCUCUCACUAAUGGGAUGGUAGGGAGAGGGAUGGUAUAGGGAGAGGGACCCCUUCUGACAACAUGGCUUUUGCACUAGAGAUGGAGAACCAGGGUUUACACAAAACAGUCCCAGUUAACUAUGAACUAGUGAUAUCUCGUUUGUGCGUGUGUGCGUGCGUGCGUGCGUGCGUGCGUGCGUGCGUGUGUGUGUGUGUGUGAGAGAGUGCGUAUUUGUGUUUGUUAUGGAUAAUCACAGUGAAUAUGGCCUUUUUGGUGCUUGCAAAGCGGUUUAUAGUCUCUGAAGUUACCAUGAGACGCUGCAACAUCAUCAGCAGUUCCAAUUCUCCAUUGCCAACACACAUCCAGAUGUUCACUCCAUGCCCAAAGAGCGUCACAGUACCUCUCAUGUGUAAUGGCAAAUCUAGUGUUUUGUAGCCAUCAGAGUUCUAAAAUGUAGAGCAGUUUUGUACCCAUCAAAUUUUCUUUUUGAGAAUUCAAAAUGUUAAUGUUCCAGCAUCUUGAUGUGUAUAUCCUACUCAUGGUGUCUCCCUCACCAUGUUUCUCAUCACCAGUUCUGUGAUGGCACAGGUCAAGGGUAUCCUCGAUGUAUAAGCUUAUGUUUUGUAUUGGUAUAUCAUACCCAUCAAAGAACCUUAAGCCAAAUGAAUAGUCAUUCUUUCUUAGAAUAUAAUGAAGAAUUGUUCAGUGUACUGUGUCUGCUUAUUCUAAGGUUUGGGACCAGAAGCUAAAUCUAGCUCUUUUUUUUUUUCUGGGAUAGUUCUCAUCCUAAGGUGUCUGAUGACAAUCGAGAAUCUCCUGACUGGAAUUUUAUGAGCGUUGUUCCCGACUGAUGCAGAAGAGACUGGCUGCAUGAGGGGUUUUGAUAUGCAUGCCCUCUUAAUUCAUUCAUUUUUUUAUAUAGCUAUAUCAUGGCUGUAUUUGUACACUUUUUACUCUUAACCUACAGCUGACAUAUGUAUGUAUUUAUCAUGCUCUAACUCGACAUCCACGCCAGUCAGGAAGCAUCAGGAGUUACUAGUCACACAACAGUAUUUUGCUAAUUAUUAACUUCUAUAUGUAUGUCUUGCAUUGUCACUCUUGCAUUGGUGUAUGUGUUUGGGAUGCCAAUAGUUUGCCUUGAAAUAGAGAAUCAGAUGCAGAAUGCUGAGGGCAGAAGUCUUCUAUCUAAACAAGCUUAGAUACAGCCAGUGUGUGCUCAGUACUUGUUACAGGUUGAUGGUUAAACAUUUGUGAUGCAUAACAUUUGGUCUUUUGAAGUGUGCUUCAUUGUCUUUCCUUUCUGCACAUCCUGCAUCUUGGGCCUAGUGCCCGCUGCAUUGGAGAAAAUGCAGUCUUGCUGCGAUAUUACCUCAUCCUCAGACACGCAGUGGUGGAUCAUUGUUGUGCUAUAUGUUCAUGUACAUGAUGUGUGAAGAUGAUGCAAUUAACACAUGUUUGUUGCUAGUUGAAGGUUGCACACAUCAUGGUCAAAAAUCUCUUGACUUGCCAUGUGAAUAUUCAACACAAUAUUUAGCUUACAUUGAAAUUGCUUAUGCUGUCAAACAUUGUUGUCAAAUGAAUUGAAAAAAUAAAGCCAGAGUUUCUCACAAAGGUUAGAUUGGAAUAUUUUUCAUUUUAUUCUAUUGUAAUUAAGCCAUUUGUUGUCAUCA